GAGGUCAGGGGCGGACUGACCAUUUGGAAACUCGGGCACUGCCCGAGGGCGCAGGGUCAGUAGGGGGCCCCAUGAGAUGCCCCUGGUACCUUUUUCAUAGGCUUUUUUUAGUUUGGGCAAGGACAAAGGGGCCCUAUGAUCUCCUAUUGCCCGGGGGCCCCAUGAGUUGUCAGUCCGCCCCUGGUAGAGGUGCACCCAUUAAAGAGUUUGCCGCACUUGCAGUUAAAUAUAUGAAGUUUAUUGAAGUUGCUGGUUUACAGUAGAGGGCCCCAUGAAAUGCCCCUGGUACCUUUUUUUAUAGGCUUUUUUGAGUUUGGGCAAGGACACAGGGGCCCCAUGAUACCCUAUUGCCCGGGGGCCCCAU
This is a messenger RNA of Staurois parvus, 364 nucleotides long. The record is from the annotation of a GenBank genome assembly. Lineage: Eukaryota; Metazoa; Chordata; Amphibia; Anura; Ranidae.